AUGUACCGUCAGGUACUAGUGCACGAAGCUGAUACGCCUUGGCAGUGCAUAGUGUGGAGAAGCUCACCCGAAAUCCAACCGAAGGUGUACAAACUUCAAACGGUAACUUAUGGCACCAGCUGCGCGCCAUACCUGGCGACUAAAUGCCUACUUCAACUUGCCAGAGAUGAGUCUUCCCGCUUUCCAAUUGGGGCUGCCGUCACACUGAAGGACUUUUAUGUCGACAACUUAAUGACUGGUGCGUCAACGGUCAACGAAGUUAUCGCCAUAAAACAACAAGUCACGUCGCUCCUCAGCAGUGGUGGUUUCCCGCUACGCAAAUUUGCGUCGAACCAUAUGCACGUCAUAGAGGACGUACCCCAAGAAGACAGGGAAAAGAGCGUAAAACUAGGCGAUUCCGAAUACGUGAAAACUCUUGGAUUAAAAUGGUCACCAGUAGAAGAUAUUUUUAUCUUCAGCUACAACAAUCGUUCGUCGCAGUCGAAGGCAACCAAGAGGUCCAUAUUGUCGCAAAUAGCCAGCUUUUUUGAUCCGCUAGGUCUUCUCAACCCUCUUAUCGUCUCGUGCAAACUACUCAUGCAACAAUUGUGGGAGCUUAAACUAGACUGGGAUGAAAGCGUGCCACAAAAUGUCUACACACAAUGGCGUAACUUCCAUCAACAACUAAAUCGGAUCGACAACAUUCAGAUUCCAAGAUGCUAG
Rhagoletis pomonella (apple maggot) is the source of this 702-nucleotide messenger RNA. RefSeq lists its product as uncharacterized. The coding region runs from base 1 to 702 and encodes 233 amino acids. The record is from RefSeq and is a predicted model, not a curated record. The transcript has 2 exons. NCBI's taxonomy places the organism in Eukaryota, Metazoa, Arthropoda, Insecta, Diptera, Tephritidae.